Cydia fagiglandana is the source of this 1528-nucleotide messenger RNA. RefSeq lists its product as uncharacterized. The record is from RefSeq and is a predicted model, not a curated record. NCBI's taxonomy places the organism in Eukaryota, Metazoa, Arthropoda, Insecta, Lepidoptera, Tortricidae. The coding region runs from base 69 to 341 and encodes 90 amino acids. The transcript has a single exon.
GUCAAAUGCACGUUUCUCAAAACACGCUUCUAAGCAAAUUUACGUCGCAUUAACUAUCUUAAACAAAAAUGGCUCAAGGCAAGCUAAAAGUAAAAAGCAAGUUGCCAGCGGGCGCGAAGAACAAGAAAGCAAAAGGCAAAGCUGUUACCAAGCGGCCUAACGCUCCAGUUAAAAGCAAGGCGACGGCUCUGGAAAGGAAUAAAAUGAAGGCGAAUGUUACGAAGAUGGUGAACGCUGUGGCUGAGAAGCAGUUGAGGUCGUUGGCUACGGACACGCCGCAGCUGUCGGCCGCGCAGCAGCGGGCAGCGGCUGCACCCACGGCGCCGGUGCCUGCGAAGUAAUCAGUGAUUUUACGUUUUUAUAUACUAGGUACUAAAAUGACUGUUUAAUUGCCCCAAAUGAUACAAUUUAUUACUAAAUUCCGACAACCAAGUGUAGUACACACAUUUAAUCUAUAAUGUUAGUAUACAGAUUAAAAUGGGUGUGUUGUGCAUUGCAUUGCACAUUCAGUCUAUAAAAAUAGUCUUGAUCAAUACGGGUUAGUGUUCCUGCAGGAUAAGUGUGAUUGGCCUUCACAUUGGAGCUGUUUAGACAUUGACUAGUAUUUAUUGUGACUUGUCUGAACCCGCACUAAACACUAAUUAAUGUCUAAACAGGCCCACUUAUGAAGGCCAGUUAUAGGUACUUAUCCCACAGCCACCCUGAGGCUUAGAACACACUGCAAUUAAUUUCUUUCAGUUUCAGUUUUGCAAGUGCAUGCGUGUAUGAAGCAUGAUGUAUGUUACACUUUUUGCCGUUCUGAAACCACAAGAAAUAAAUUGCAGUGCGUUCUAAGCCUUACCCAUAUUUACCUUUAAGAUUAUGUGGGUUAUAAAAUGGAUUCUUAGGGUUAAAGGACUUGUGUGUACAGUUUCAUAAGUUCUAUAGUUGCUGCGUAAACAGUAAAGAAAAUUUUAUAAGUGUUAGAAUGAUUGUUAAUGACUACUUAUGCCCACUUGCACCAUUCCACUAACCCAGGGAUAACCGGUUAAAACUGGAGUUGCCAUGGUUACCCAUACAAUUUGAUACUAGGUUAACGGUUUAACCGCUUAACCCCGGGUUAGUGGGAUGGUGCAAGUGGACCUAUUGUAUUAAAUAUGUUAGUUAAUAUUGAGUUGUAUAGUAACCCAAUCAAAAUACAAAGGCUACUUUUCGUUUAACUAUUUUUGAUAUUCAGAAUAUUAUUCAGAAUAAUAAGAAAUAAAAUUACUACAAGAAAAAAGUGAGUGUAAUUGCUUACCAUCAGGCAAUUUAUUAUUUAAUAUAUCAUUAAAAAAAACACGCCUUUACAUAAGUCUUCUUAAGUUGAAGAAAAAUACAUUGCUGGUAUUUGGAAGGUGGAAUGUUAGUGUGUUUUAACUUAGUACGAUAUUGCAAUAGCGACAACAUUGUAUUUAAACAAUACCUUUGUGUUAGAUUGUAAAUAUGUCAUACCUAAAGCAAUGGCUAAGUACCUACAUUAAAUUAUUUUUUAAUUAAAUGUUUCUAA